ACAAAAACGUUACAGCCAUGGAAAAGAGCUGUGGGAAGGUAGGGUCUAGAGGCAUCCGUGAAGGACUUCGCUAGCUCGGCUUCUGUUUAGUCACACUUGACAGUUGAACGUUCCCCGCGAGCUCCUCCUCCCCCCCGUCUCCCUCACCUCGCCGCCGCCGGCGCGCUGCGCGCUUUCACGGUUAGUUCCUUGCUCCACGAGUGACGUCCGCUAGGUGCACGGGUGAGUGCCGCCCCCCCCCCCCCGGGCCGUACCCAUGGCUAUGGUCCCCUCGAGCUCGGGCGGUGGGCCGCCCGUGAUUGCGGAGGUGGAGAUGAACAGCGGCGCCGACUCGGGCGCCACCACGGUCCGGGCCACCGUCGUGCAGGCCUCCACCGUGUUCUACGACACCCCCGCCACUCUCGAUAAAGCAGAGAGGUUGAUAGAGGAGGCUGCUGGGUAUGGUUCACAGUUGGUUGUGUUCCCAGAAGCUUUUGUUGGCGGCUAUCCUCGUGGAUCCACAUUUGGUUUUGGGAUCAACAUAACUAUUGGUAAUCCAAAAGACAAGAGCAAGGAUGAAUUUCGAAAGUAUCAUGCUGCUGCCAUAGAUGUACCUGGUCCAGAGGUGACACACUUGGCUGCUAUGGCUGGAAAAUAUAAGAUAUUUUUAGUGAUGGGGGUGAUUGAAAGGGAAGGUUACACACUGUAUUGCUCGGUGCUCUUCUUUGAUCCUCUAGGCCGGUACCUGGGUAAGCACCGCAAGCUCAUGCCAACAGCAUUAGAACGAAUAAUAUGGGGAUUUGGAGAUGGAUCAACAAUUCCUGUUUAUGAUACUCCGCUUGGAAAGAUUGGGGCCCUAAUUUGCUGGGAAAAUAAAAUGCCACUUCUGAGAACAGCAUUAUAUGGUAAAGGUAUCGAGAUAUACUGUGCUCCCACUGCUGAUUCCAGGCAAGUUUGGCAAGCCUCCAUGACUCAUAUUGCCUUAGAGGGGGGAUGCUUUGUCCUGUCAGCAAACCAAUUCUGCCGCAGAAAGGACUAUCCUCCUCCGCCGGAGUAUGUGUUUUCUGGUUUAGGUGAAGAGCCUUCUCCAGACACUGUUGUAUGCCCUGGAGGUAGUGUUAUCAUUUCUCCGUCUGGAGAGGUCUUGGCAGGUCCCAACUACGAAGGGGAGGCGCUGAUUACAGCUGAUCUAGACCUUGGAGAAAUCGCGCGAGCCAAGUUUGAUUUUGAUGUGGUGGGCCACUAUGCUCGACCUGAAGUCUUGAGCCUGGUAGUAAAUGACCAACCGCACCUCCCUGUGUCUUUCACUUCUGCUGCUGAGAAUGAGAAGACUUCAGCCGCAAAGAGUGACAGCACUGCAAGGCUCUACUGAGCGAGACCGUGAGACUCAACCACGAGACUGAUAAUUGUCACUAAAUCGGUGAGUCGUUGGCUCAGAUCACCCACGUCUGACGUUCCCUGUCAUCCCCUGGCUUGUAAAUUGCAUUCCAAAACAAACUGCUGAGGUCUGUAGAGCCUGUCCCUGUUCCUCUUACGCCGUGCCUAAUGGUAUUAAGGUAGUAUCUUGCUCACCCAUCUCGGUAUAAACUUGGUUCCCCUGCAUAUCAAAUCUGAGUAGUGCAUGCAGUGCGCACUUGCAUGGUUUUACUGUCGCCACCUGUGUUACGUUCUGUAAGAAAUAGGCUCAAGUUCAGAUCAGUCUGAACUAGCCUAUCCAUCCGCAUUGCUAAAUGCUGUUUUGGCUUUAUGUGGUAGCCAUAUCAGAAGCAUCACUGUCUGCAUUACAACUCCACCAGUUUGAUUAGAAGCCAGGUUUUAAUUAGCAUGCAUAACUGCAUUUCAAUUCAGGCAACUCGAAAACUGCUUUAGGUAUAUCAUCAUCAGCCUAAAUACCUUUCCGAGUAAGGAGAAGCACAAGAACCCGACGAAGACUUUUUCUGAUUUUAGAUACUCAAGCUGGAGCAGCAACUGUACGUGAUCAGUGAUCAACUGCAUCGUGCAGCCGUGUUCCAUUUGCUCCAUUUCCUCGACGUAAGUUGAACUAUUAUAGUGCGUGUGCCUGUCGCACGGCAUGGAGUCGAACAGCAAGUUGUUCAGUGGCCAGCUUUAGGCAAAUGCGGUGCAGCCAAGCACAAAUGCUCUAGGCAAGCUAGCUAUCUCUAUUUAAGCGACCAAAUUGCAACCACAAUUUCUGCACAUUUACCACCCUUUGAGAGUUUGAGAUCUCCCAUCUUCACUUCCCUUGGCGCCAAAACAUAUAGACAGCCAUGAACCCGCUAAUGACCAUCUUACUGCUUUCCACGCUGCUGCUGUGUCGCCGUGCGGCGGCGUGCUCGCCAUCGCCGGCGCCUGAACCUUUCCGGCAACUCGCUACAAGAAGGGGCCAUCCCAACGGCGCUGGCGAAACGAUGCACCAAGAUCGUGAAGAUUGCUCUGUCCAUCAACAACGUCCAUGGAGAGAACUUGUCAUCACUUAACCGAGUUACCUCCCUGAAUUUAGGACACAACAAACAUGCUCUAUACGGACACAACAUGCUAUACGGUGAGAUGCCAGCUUCCCUCUUCGGGCAAUCUCUCCCAGCUCAAUGACGAACACUCGGCCCAGCGGGCGAACACAGCCAAGAUUCUUUCUGAGGAGCAUGCAUCUUUUCAACCCUCAACGAGCUCGAUGAAUUUAGAGGGACAAUUGGUUAUGCUCCGCCUGAAUGUGGUACUGGAAAUACGGUUUCAACAUCUAUAGCUAUAUGGAAUUCUUGUUCUUGAAAUGAUUACUGGAAGGAGGCCCACAGAUAGUUCAUUUGAGCAAGGAUUCAGCCUUCGCAUGUACGUUGAGCUGUCCCUGAACAGCCGAGUGAUGGACAUUGUCAAUGCGGAGUUGGUAACAGAACUCGAAAAUGUGCCUGCAACAUCACUAACAGGGUUAUCUCCCUGAUUUCGCUACUUAGGCCGGUCUCAAUAGGUUUUAUGGAGGUAUCAUACAUAUUAAUUAGGUGACAUAUCAGUUGCAUGAACUAUGAUGUAUGAGGAGAGAGAGGGAAUUAGUUUCAUGACCAUAAAACCUUUGAGCACCGUUACUAAGUUCUCGGUAACACAGUGAAACUCGUAUUGAUGGGCUUGAGAUGUUUUAUGCAAUCAAACUUUUAGCAGUAAUUAAAUGAUUUAUUUUAUUUA
Messenger RNA from Oryza brachyantha (malo sina), 3150 nucleotides. RefSeq names its product bifunctional nitrilase/nitrile hydratase NIT4. The record is from RefSeq and is a predicted model, not a curated record. Gene Ontology annotation, biological process: detoxification of nitrogen compound. Bases 257 to 1351 code for a protein of 364 amino acids. Gene Ontology annotation, molecular function: nitrile hydratase activity; nitrilase activity. The transcript has 7 exons. Lineage: Eukaryota; Viridiplantae; Streptophyta; Magnoliopsida; Poales; Poaceae.